AUGACUUCUACACAAGUCGACAAUGAUCAACAGUAUUUUCAGUCAUACGAUCAGUUCGAAAUUCAUGAAUUGAUGUUACGCGACCGACCACGUGUGUCAGCAUAUUACGAUGCAAUGAUGAAUAACAAGCAUUUGUUCGAAAACAAAGUUGUGCUGGAUGUAGGAUCAGGAACAGGAAUAUUGAGUAUGUUUGCUGCUAAAGCUGGUGCUAAAUUCGUCUAUGCUGUUGACGCUUGUUCGAAAAUCUGUCAGUUGGCUGAAAAGUUAAUUCAAUGCAACGGUUUACAAGAUCGCGUCAAAGUAUUGAACAAACGAGUAGAAGAAAUCGAGAAAUUUGAGCACAAUAUUGAUAUCAUCAUCAGCGAAUGGAUGGGUUUUUAUCUUUUCCAUGAAAGUAUGCUGGAAUCGGUGAUCUAUGCUCGUGAUCAUUUUCUUCAGAAAUUAUCCUCGAAUGAAGACAAUACCCCCGAACCCAUUGAAUCCAUCAUGAUGUUCCCAUCCCAUGCUUAUUUAUACUGUGCUCCAUUUGUCGAUCAACAUAUUCGCAUUGAAUCCAAUACGAUGUGGAAUGAUUAUUUUGGUUUGAAUAUGUCACCUUUGGUAUCUCAUAUAAAAAAUUCUGAUCUAAGUGAAUGUGUGAUCGAUACCAUUGAACCAUCUCAACUUGUUCAUGAUGCACAAUUAAUUCAAUCGAUCGAUCUUCGCACCGUUCGUAUCGAUGACCUUCGAUCCAUGCGUUCAUUUUGUGAAUUUGAAAUCGAUAACACAUGUAUUAUCUCAGGUUUUUGUUUCUGGUUCGAUUGCUAUUUUUCCUCAACGAACAAUUCGUCCAUUUUACGAUCAGUACGUUUGACUACUAGUCCACACGCAUCGAAGACCCAUUGGAAACAGACGUUAGUCUUCCUUCCAGAAGAUAUCUAUCCCUUAAAAGGUGAUAUCGUACCAGUGAACAUCAAAUUGAAACAAUCAGCAGAGAACCGACGGCAUUACAACCUAACGAUUGCAUUGAAGAAGAUCAAAGAAGGUGCAAGUGCAGCCACAGGUGAUGAUGAGAAUUUUCUGACAGUGAAAAAACGACAACGAAGACGAUCGUCGACGAUAUCAUCCGAUAAACACGCCAUGGAUACAUCGAGUGAUAGUUCAAGCAGCGAGAAUGACGAUGAUGAUGGAGAUGAUAAUGAUUCGCAAUCGGAUGAACAUCCGAUUCCAUGUUCAUGUGAUCGUCCCAAAUGCAAACUAAUUCGUACGAUUAUGGAAAAAUACGAUGAAGAAAAUAUGUUAGAAUAA
Molecule: messenger RNA, 1287 nt
Organism: Adineta ricciae
Lineage: Eukaryota; Metazoa; Rotifera; Eurotatoria; Adinetida; Adinetidae
Source: the annotation of a GenBank genome assembly